Cladophialophora yegresii CBS 114405 is the source of this 3402-nucleotide messenger RNA. RefSeq lists its product as uncharacterized. NCBI's taxonomy places the organism in Eukaryota, Fungi, Ascomycota, Eurotiomycetes, Chaetothyriales, Herpotrichiellaceae. The record is from RefSeq and is a predicted model, not a curated record. The coding region runs from base 1 to 3402 and encodes 1133 amino acids. The transcript has 2 exons.
AUGCCCAGACUCUCAGAGCAGGAACGAGGAGGAGAUGGCGUCGAGCACCAUGUGCUCAACUUCACAGCUUUUAUGACGGAACUUUUGAACCAUGUCCACCAGGCAGCAGAUGAUGGAGACACCUUUUGGGAGGACAGGAAAAGGCAGUUAGACUCUGACUUGACUCGGCUCCGGCAACACUGGUCAGAGCUGCCGCCUUUACCUCGAAGUGGACUGUCAGCCGCCACGCUAUCUGCUGUGGCACAACAUCACGUCGAUGUCCAACUGGUGUUGAUGAUUCUCUACUGCCAAAUCCUGCGGACGAUAUCCCGCAAAAUGACGGUAUCAAGACGGCUGCAGAUUUUGCGCAAGUCGGCUGCGCAGACCUACUAUAGAGAUCUGUUAGGGAGUCUACGAUCGACCAUUGACAUUUUCGACUACGCUUACAAGCUGGACGCGACGGGUACCGCUUCUUCUUGGCCACGAUGCUUCGGACUCUUCUGUGCGGUUUCCAUGUUGGGCAUUGCUAAACUCCGACAAGACGGUGACGUGGACACAGACAGGGAGCGCAUCGAAAACGGGUUGAAGAUCUUCAGAGACCUUGCGGACACUGCAGAAACCUCCGGACUUGCCGAGUCAGCCGCAGAAGCACUUGACAGGAUCCUAGAAGGAAUCGAGGAGCUUGCCCAGCAACCCAGCGGCGCCACGGGAGCCGCCUCGACUACGGCAGCUCCGAUUGAUGGUGCAGACGCGGACAGUGCCAACGUCCCGCAACCCUCGGCUCCUCGGCCGUCGCCGCCUGCGCGAACAGAGAGCAGUGACGCUCCGGCACUCAAACGCACCAAGAAGUCCAACCUGGCAGAAAAUUCUCGGCGCCGGAAAAGACCAAGGACUGGCGCCGGGCCAGUAGCUUUCGACUUAUCCGAACAGAACCCAAGCUGGGCUGUGGGUCAGGAUCAUUCCUAUCCUCAGACGGUGUCUUUUGAUGGCGCAACGUCUACGCCUCCUCAGGAGGCCUCGACAUCUCAGGGCUUUGAAGCACCGCCGUUUCCGCAUCCACAAAGUGCGGCAUCCUCCUUCACUGAGCAGGCGGGGUACUUUGAGACAGAAUUACUGCCGAGUCAUCCUAACAACAUGGAAGAGUGCCAUCCAGUUCACCAUUGGGUACAUCCGCCAAUGGUGUACGCGCCGCCGUUGUACGACGACUGGUGGCAGUAUCAGUUCCAGUCCGGUGGGAAUGCUGCCCUCGAGGGCAAUUUGCAGCCCAUGUAUCACAACAUUCACCCUCCGUUGGCCCUACCAACAAGCCCAUGGACGAUGGACACAACUGCACAGUAUCAUGGACAACAUUUCGGACGUGACCAGCAGGCCGAUGCUCUGGCAAGGCGCCAGUCAAUGCCUCAACUGAGGAUUCCUUCCCCCGCCAGCGACCAACAGCAGCACAACAGAAGUCUGCCUCCGUCCAGGAGGCCGUCGCAGGUGGCGAUGGAGACGAUCGUGGCCAAAGCAGCACAGAAUGCUGCAGAAGAACAGUCCAGUCAAGGCCACUACUAUGAGGGGACAAUCACGAAUGAAGGCAUCAUCGAGUACCAUCCGAUUCAUGUAUCGGCUCCAACUCUGGUCACCACAGGACCGUUUACGGGCGAUGGGCAUGGCCAUCAUUGGGGCUGGGCCGUGAUCAAACAGCGUCAGCGCGACGCCCGCUUCGCCUCCCUUCCCGACCCGUACAAAGGGCCUCUCACAACCUCACAACGGUCCAUUCUCUCUGCGCCUAUCUCCCAGCUGGUCAGCGACGUCCAAUCCGGCAGCUUGUCGCCCAUCGAUAUUCUAAGGACGUACGGCAAGACCACGUCCAUUGCACAUGCGCGCACCAAUUGUGUGACCGAGCUGCUUCUCCCAGAGGCCGAGUCUUGGGCUAGGGAUGAGAAAGAGGUGAAUCUGAAGGGUCCCCUUGCGGGGAUUCCUGUUUCUUUAAAGGAUAGCAUUGCCGUGGGCGGUUUCGAUGUCAGCGUCGGAUAUUCGCGGAAUGUGUUCAAACCAUACGCUGAAGAUGGAGUCGUGGUGAAGCUCCUGAAGAGGGCCGGCGCGAUACCACAUGUCAAGACUGCAUUGCCCAUCACCUUGCUGAGCUUUGAGAGUACCAAUGAUUUGUGGGGCGUGUGUCGCAACCCGCACAAUCCGAAGUAUUCGCCCGGCGGGAGUACGGGCGGAGAAGGAGCUCUGCUUGCCUUGAACGGGAGCCGAAUUGGUAUCGGGAGUGAUGUGGCCGGUUCAGUCCGCGCCCCUGCUGCGUGGAGUGGCAUCAAUUCUCUACGAUGCAGUACGGGACGAUGGCCGAAGGUGGGCAUGAAUACGUCCAUGCCCGGACAGGAAGGAAUCCCCAGCGUCUUCUCUCCCAUGGCGAGGACGCUGGACGACCUGACCUACUUCACCCGCGCGUUCAUCGGCAUGAAACCCUGGGAAGUGGAUUACACGGUCCACCCGAUACCCUGGAGACAGGAGGUCUACGACACCGCGCUGGAGCAGAAACCCCUCCGCAUCGGCUUGAUGGCCACAGACGGCGUGUGCACCCCAUCACCGGCCAUCGCGCGCGGACUCGACAUGACAGCCUCCGCCCUCCGCUCCGCAGGGCACCAAGUAGUCUCGAUUCCCGUUUCCUCCUUCCCUGCGACUGCCACGCCUGCCCUAGGCCUUCAAAUUGCGGCAACCCUCCUCUGCGCCGACGGCGGCAAAACAUUCAAAUCUUUCUUCCGCACAGGAGAGAACAACGAUCCGGGAGCGGCACAGAUCAACUUCUACAUGGGUCUGCCUCGUCCCGUCAAGUACCUGUGGUAUCUCUUUACGAAAUACAUCAAGCGUGACCCCGUCUGGGCCCAAAUACUGCGGUACUUCCACCCUCUUUCGGCGUUUGAAAACUGGCAAUGGGUCGCCAAGCGGGAGAAAUUCAGGGAGACGUGGUUCAGUUGGCUGAAUGCGCCGGACCAAAACUUUGACUUCAUCCUGUGCCCCGGAAACGCCACGCCCGCGCUGCCUCACGGCUGCAUGAAGGAGGCGGUGAGCAGUUGUGGAUACACAUUCCUGUGGAACCUGCUGGACUACUCCGCGGGCAUCAUACCGGUCUCGACAGUCGAUGCCCAAAAGGAUGCUCUACCCACGCCGUUCAAGCCCGCCAACGGCAUCGAGAGGGGCGCGUAUAAGUACUACGACGCCCAGGAAAUGGCGGGGCUCCCCAUCGCGGUGCAGAUCGUGGGGAGACGGUUGACGGAGGAAAAAGUGUUGGCGUACAUGAAGGUCGUGACGGACUCGUUGGCGGAGAGCGGCACCGUGUAUGAACAUCUUGACGUGGAGAAUUUACCGGAGGUGGAGGAGUUGGAUGGAGCGAAGCACAAAACGGUCGAGGUGGAUCCCAAGAAGAUAUGGUAG